Arabidopsis arenosa is the source of this 1779-nucleotide messenger RNA. The record is from the annotation of a GenBank genome assembly. Lineage: Eukaryota; Viridiplantae; Streptophyta; Magnoliopsida; Brassicales; Brassicaceae.
UUCAUUGAUAAGAAUCAAGCUAAGUGUUCAUAAAAAUAAAAGAUUUAUUUCUCAUAAAAAAAAAUGGCGAGUUAUAAUUUUCUUUCACAAGUUCAUCUUAUAGUAAUAACAAUAUUAAUCAUCAUUACUCUUUUAACUCCGAUCACAACCAACACAUCACCACAACCAUGGAAUAUCCUUUCUCGCAACAACUUCGCCGGAAAGCUAACCACCGCCUCCUCCUCCGUCGAAUCAGCCGCCACAGAUUUCGGCCACGUCACCAAAAUCUUCCCUUCCGCCGUCUUAAACCCUUCGUCCGUUGAAGACAUCACAGAUCUCAUAAAACUCUCUUAUGACUCUCAAUCUUCUUUUCCUUUAGCUGCUCGUGGUCACGGACACAGCCACCGUGGUCAAGCCUCGGCUAAAGACGGAGUUGUGGUCAACAUGCGGUCCAUGGUAAACCGGGAUCGAGGCAUCAAGGUGUCUAGGACCGGUUUAUACGUUGACGUGGACGCUGCGUGGCUAUGGAUUGAGGUGUUGAAUAAAACGUUGGAGUUAGGGUUAACGCCGGUUUCUUGGACGGAUUAUUUGUAUUUAACGGUCGGUGGGACGUUAUCUAACGGCGGAAUUAGUGGACAAACGUUUCGGUACGGUCCACAGAUCACUAAUGUUCUAGAGAUGGAUGUUAUUACUGGAAAAGGAGAGACUGCAACUUGUUCCAAAGACAUGAACUCGGAUCUUUUCUUCGCCGUGUUAGGAGGUUUGGGUCAAUUCGGAAUUAUUACAAGAGCCAGAAUUAAACUCGAAGUAGCUCCAAAAAGGGCCAAGUGGUUAAGGUUUCUUUACAUAGAUUUCUCCGAAUUCACAAGAGAUCAAGAGCGAUUGAUAUCGAAAACGGACGGUGUAGAUUUCUUGGAAGGUUCCGUAAUGGUGGACCAUGGUCCACCGGAUAACUGGAGAUCCACGUAUUAUCCACCGUCCGAUCACCUGAGGAUUGCCUCAAUGGUCAACCGGCAUCGUGUCAUCUACUGCCUUGAAGUCGUCAAGUAUUACGACGAAACUUCUCAAUACACAGUCAACGAGGAAAUGGAGGAGUUAAGCGAGAGUUUGAACUAUGUAAGAGGGUUUAUGUACGAGAAAGAUGUGACGUAUAUGGAUUUCUUAAACCGUGUUCGAACCGGAGAGCUAAACCUGAAAUCUAAAGGCCAAUGGGAUGUUCCACAUCCAUGGCUUAAUCUCUUCGUACCCAAAUCUCAAAUCUCCAAAUUUGAUGAUGGUGUUUUCAAGGGUAUUAUCCUAAGAAAUAACAUCACUACCGGUCCCGUUCUUGUUUAUCCUAUGAAUCGCAACAAGUGGAAUGAUCGAAUGUCUGCCGCUAUACCCGAGGAAGAUGUAUUUUAUGCGGUAGGAUUUUUAAGAUCUGCGGGUUUUGACAAUUGGGAGGCUUAUGAACAAGAAAAUAUGGAAAUAUUAAAGUUUUGUGAGGAUGGUAAUAUGGGGGUUAUACAAUAUCUUCCUUAUCAUUCAUCACAAGAAGGAUGGGUUAGACAUUUUGGUCCGAGGUGGGAUAUUUUCGUAGAGAGAAAAUACAAAUAUGAUCCCAAAAUGAUAUUAUCACCGGGACAAAAUAUAUUUCAAUAAUUAAACUCGAGUUAGAAUCCUAUUGUUGUUGGUCGUUCUCAUCAGUCAUCACUUUGUAAAUAUUUCAUUUCUUUGUUAUAUCGAUUUUUGACAGAAAUAUAAUAGUAGUGUGCAAAACAUAUACCACAGUUUCCACGUGAAUAAAUUCAAAAACUUAAC